GGCCGGCGGCGGCGGGGAAGAUGGCGUACCAGAGCCUCCGGUUGGAGUACCUGCAGAUCCCACCGGUCAGCCGCGCCUACACCACCGCCUGCGUCCUCACCACCGCCGCUGUGCAGUUGGAAUUGAUCACACCUUUUCAGUUGUACUUCAAUCCCGAAUUAAUCUUUAAACACUUUCAAAUAUGGAGGCUAAUCACCAAUUUCUUAUUUUUUGGGCCAGUUGGAUUCAAUUUUUUAUUUAACAUGAUUUUUCUAUAUCGUUACUGUCGAAUGCUAGAAGAAGGCUCUUUCCGAGGUCGGACAGCAGACUUUGUAUUUAUGUUCCUUUUUGGUGGAUUCUUAAUGACUCUUUUUGGUUUGUUUGUGAGCUUAGUUUUCUUGGGCCAGGCCUUUACAAUAAUGCUUGUCUACGUGUGGAGCCGAAGGAACCCGUAUGUCCGCAUGAACUUCUUCGGCCUUCUCAAUUUCCAGGCCCCCUUUCUACCCUGGGUGCUCAUGGGCUUUUCCUUGUUGUUGGGGAACUCAAUCAUUGUGGACCUCUUGGGUAUUGCAGUUGGACACAUAUAUUUUUUCUUGGAAGAUGUAUUUCCCAAUCAACCUGGUGGAAUAAGAAUUUUGAAAACACCAUCUAUUCUGAAGGCUAUUUUUGAUACACCAGAUGAAGAUCCAAAUUACAAUCCACUACCUGAAGAGCGGCCAGGAGGCUUUGCCUGGGGUGAGGGCCAGCGCCUCGGCGGCUAAAGUGGCAGUGCCAAUGACGAGACCCAGCUGGGAAGGACUCAGUGACAUACCCAUUGGGAUUCUUUUAUCCUUUGUGUUGCAAAAGUAUGGACACUUUUGACAGCUUGACAAGAUUUUGACUCCAGAAGCACUUUAUGAAAUGACACACUGAUUAAUCCAGAAGACAUUUCCAGCAGUUUGCCAGUGGUUCCUCACUACACUGGUACUGAAAGUGUAAUCUCUUGGAGCCAAAAAACUGGAGACACAAAUAGCCUGCUGCCUCGAAGGAACAAGUACCUGAGUACUUGAGUUCUGUGGUGACGGGCAGAGUUUUUCCUCUUCCUCCUCCUCUUUGAUAGACGAGGCCGUGGUGUAAAUGGAAGUUUCAGAGAGGACAAAAUAAAACUGAAUUCCAUCUCUC
Molecule: messenger RNA, 1140 nt
Organism: Balaenoptera ricei (Rice's whale)
Lineage: Eukaryota; Metazoa; Chordata; Mammalia; Artiodactyla; Balaenopteridae
Gene: DERL2
Product: derlin 2
Exons: 7
Coding region: 21-740 (239 amino acids)
Biological process (GO): endoplasmic reticulum unfolded protein response
Cellular component (GO): Hrd1p ubiquitin ligase ERAD-L complex; endoplasmic reticulum membrane
Molecular function (GO): ubiquitin-specific protease binding; misfolded protein binding
Source: RefSeq, a predicted model, not a curated record